Molecule: messenger RNA, 849 nt
Organism: Priapulus caudatus
Lineage: Eukaryota; Metazoa; Priapulida; Priapulimorpha; Priapulimorphida; Priapulidae
Exons: 4
Coding region: 105-587 (160 amino acids)
Source: RefSeq, a predicted model, not a curated record
AGGGUCCGUCCCUGAGGAAAUGUAUCGUUGGUACACAAGGACGUAGGAGGGAACCCACCUUACCAACUGACCGUAUAGAGUAGUUGAAGAGUGCGCUGUGAAUUAUGUUGCAAUGUAAGACUAAACACCUGACCAGGCUACUCAUACUAUUAGGCAUCGCGGCCGUGUUGAUCGGAGCACGCUCCCGCUCUCGCCAUCGCACGAGUUACGCUUCCAUGGGAUACGGUCACUCGUCACGUCGCGGCCCGAGUUACACGCCUCUCAACCGAUACCACCCUCUCAAGCGCUCGCCGCUGAAUAACAACCCCGGCGAUCACGGCUACCCAGAUAGGGCCGCCACCGUUCAGCAGGUGUGCGUGUUCACACCUUUGUACGGCUCGGGCUAUCAGCCGUUCAGCGUGCUGAACCGUUACCAUGGCACACACGGAUCGCCGUUCAACGGAAACCCGGGCGAUCACGCAUUCCCCACUGGAUUUUCUCUUCCAUACGCGCCAUCUGGAUUGUCCUACUCAAGCGGAUACGGAGGCGGCCAUCGCGGUGGAUACAAUCCCAUGAUCCUCUACUGUGCCACUACUCCUGCUCCGUAGGAAGCGAGCACUCAGCGCGCGUUGUACCGAUAGAAGCCAAAUUUAUUAUUAAAUAUGAUUGACAAUCCUACGCUUAGAAUAGAUUGAAAGAUAUAUUGAUUAAAAUCGACAUCUGCUAUCUAUAUAUCCAAUAAUUCAACUUUAAAAUGUCUAAUUAAUUUAGUUUUGUUGUGAGCGUUAUAGUUUCGUGCUGGUGCGCGCGCGCGUGCGUGUGUGCGUGCGUGCGCGUGUGUGUGCGUGCGUGCGUGCGUGCGUGCGUGCG